Molecule: messenger RNA, 1997 nt
Organism: Aplysia californica (California sea hare)
Lineage: Eukaryota; Metazoa; Mollusca; Gastropoda; Aplysiida; Aplysiidae
Product: T-complex protein 1 subunit eta
Exons: 12
Coding region: 97-1728 (543 amino acids)
Biological process (GO): protein folding
Cellular component (GO): chaperonin-containing T-complex
Molecular function (GO): ATP-dependent protein folding chaperone; ATP binding; ATP hydrolysis activity
Source: RefSeq, a predicted model, not a curated record
UGCGAAUGUACCUGAAGACCGGAAGUUUAUACCCGGUUACGCAUUGUCAGUUGAAUUCCUAAGCAGAGUUACCGUUCUUCCAAAUCGGCCUCAACAAUGUCGAGAAUGAAUGCACCAAUUAUUCUGUUGAAAGAGGGCACUGACACCUCACAAGGCAAGCCUCAGAUUUUGAGCAACAUCAGUGCCUGUCAGACCAUCGCUGAUGCUGUCCGCACAACUCUUGGCCCCAGGGGCAUGGAUAAACUCAUUGUGGAUGACAAAGGUGGUGUUGUUAUAUCCAACGAUGGAGCAACCAUUCUGAAGACACUUGAUAUUGUUCAUCCAGCUGCGAAAACCUUGGUGGAUAUUGCCAAGUCUCAAGAUUCUGAGGUUGGAGAUGGCACAACAUCAGUUACGCUUCUUGCUGGAGAAUUCUUGAAACAGUUCAAGCCCUUUGUUGAUGAAGGUGUGCACCCACAGAUUAUUGUGCGGGCAGUACGCAAAGCCUUGGCCAUGGCUCUAAAGAAAAUUGGUGACAUUGCUGUCGGAAUCAAAAAGGAUGACCCCAAAGAACUGAGGGAACUGCUGGAGAAAUGUGCAGCAACAGCCCUCAGCUCCAAACUGGUGGCUGCCCACAAGGAAUUUUUCUCAAAGAUGGUGGUGGAUGCUGUUCAAAUGUUGGAUGAGUUGCUCCCCCUCAACAUGAUUGGCAUCAAGAAGGUCCAGGGUGGUGGUCUGGAGGAAUCACUUCUUGUUGCUGGUGUGGCUUUUAAGAAAACAUUCAGCUAUGCUGGAUUUGAAAUGCAAAGGAAGAAAUAUUACAACCCAAAGAUUGCUCUUUUGAAUGUGGAACUGGAACUGAAGGCAGAGAGGGAAAAUGCUGAAGUCAGAGUGGACUCUGUUGAGGAGUAUCAAAGUAUUGUGGAUGCCGAGUGGAAGAUCUUGUACGACAAACUGGAGAGCAUCCACAAGUCUGGAGCCAAAGUGGUCUUGUCUAAGCUCCCGAUUGGAGAUGUGGCAACACAGUACUUUGCAGACAGGGACAUGUUCUGUGCAGGCCGUGUGCCAGAUGAGGACCUGAAGCGUACCAUGAAAGCAUGUGGUGGCUCCAUUCAGACAUCUGUACAGAACAUGACUGCUGAUGUUCUGGGCUCAUGUGAAACCUUUGAGGAGAACCAAGUUGGUGGAGAAAGGUUCAAUUUCUUCAAGGGGUGUCCCCAGGCAAAGACCUGUACAAUCAUUCUUCGUGGUGGAGCAGAGCAGUUUAUGGAAGAGACCCACAGAUCCUUGCAUGAUGCCAUUAUGAUCGUGAGGAGAGCAAUGAAAAAUGAUUCAGUUGUAGCAGGGGGUGGAGCCAUUGAGAUGGCACUGUCAAGUCACCUGAGGGAACAGUCGCGCACCAUUCAGGGCAAGGAGCAGCUGCUGAUUGCAGCUUACGCCAAAGCCCUAGAGGUCAUCCCAAGACAGCUCUGUGAUAAUGCUGGGUUUGAUGCGACCAACAUCCUGAACAAGCUGAGACAGAAGCAUGCAACAGGUUCAAAGUGGGCCGGUGUGAACAUAAUGCAGGAAGACAUCUCUGACAACUUUGAGGCCUUUGUUUGGGAGCCUGCUAUAGUCAAGAUCAACGCACUGACUGCAGCUUCAGAAGCCUCAUGUCUCAUCCUGUCUGUCGAUGAAACAAUUAAAAAUCCACGAUCCGGACAGGAAGGAGGAGCACCCAUGGGCAGGGGAAGAGGACGUCCUAUGUAGAUAUCACAAUGGGUCUUCGCAUACUUAUUUUUAAAAACAUAGAUAUCUCGCUUGUGAUGAGCCCUGAACAUUUUGUACAAUUUUUUUUUUUGUAUUUAAAACCAGAGACAACACUUCAAACAAAAGCAAGAUGGGCAUUUUGAUUUUGUAAUCAUCAUCUGUGCUUACAGGGAAGCCUCAUUUCCUAUUUGUACAUGUCAUUGUGUGUGCUGGAUUUAUUCUGAACGUGUGCAUGGUAGUAUGCAAUAAAUGUGAGUUUUUUCAUUUUA